Molecule: messenger RNA, 1731 nt
Organism: Penicillium roqueforti
Lineage: Eukaryota; Fungi; Ascomycota; Eurotiomycetes; Eurotiales; Aspergillaceae
Product: NRAMP family metal ion transporter
Exons: 3
Coding region: 1-1731 (576 amino acids)
Biological process (GO): intracellular manganese ion homeostasis; iron ion transport
Cellular component (GO): membrane
Molecular function (GO): manganese ion transmembrane transporter activity; cadmium ion transmembrane transporter activity
Source: RefSeq, a predicted model, not a curated record
AUGAAUUGCCCCUCGCGGACUGACGACACUCUCGAGAACCCAAGCUGGAAUCAAAGCCCACCGCCCUUCAGCCCAGACACCACUACACGGAAUGACUUUAAUGGUCUCGCCAAUUCCAGAGUACAUCGCAGACAUGCCAGUUCGGCCAAUGCAGCUGGAGAUGAUCCACUAUGCAUCGAUGACAGACCCAUCAGUCAGCAGGAUCAAGACCCCGGAAAGGAAAAGGUGCCAAGCGGCGAAGUGACCGCUGCGGACUCGGGAGGUGAUUCACCCCCGGGGAGCAGCGGGUCACCUCGCCACUCUUUCUAUACUAGCUUGAAGUCUUCUCCUCUGCACUGCGCUCAAACGCUCGUUAAAUUCGGCCGUUUUAUCGGACCUGGUUUUCUUAUCGCGGUCGCCUAUAUCGACCCCGGAAAUUAUGCCACCGAUGUUGCAGCCGGUGCAGACUUCAAGUACGCCUUGUUGUUUAUUGUUCUCCUGUCCAACCUAUUUGCGAUUUUGCUGCAGUCCCUGUGUAUCAAGCUGGGCUCUGUGACUGGUUUGAACCUGGCUGAAAAUUGCCGAGAGCACCUUCCGAAAUGGCUUGUGAUUUUUCUCUACAUCCUCGCGGAAGCGGCCAUUAUUGCGACUGAUAUUGCAGAGGUGGUUGGAUCAGCAAUCGCGUUGAACUUACUAUUGAAAAUCCCCUUGGUGGCUGGCUGUGCUAUCACACUAGUGGAUGUUCUUUUCAUUCUCAUUUUCUACAGACCCAAUGGGAAGAUGGUGGGACUUCGACUGUUCGAAUUCUUUGUCAUGGCUUUGGUAUUAGGUGUUGUUGUCUGCUUUUGCAUUCAGCUCUCUCUCGUAAAGAACCAGUCAGUUGGUGAAGUGUUCCGCGGAUAUGUCCCAUCUUCAGCUAUUGUUCAGUCAGAAGGUUUGUACCAAAGCUGUGGAAUUCUCGGUGCUACCGUUAUGCCACACUCCCUAUUUCUUGGCAGCGGCGUGGUUCAAUCCCGUCUUAAGGAAUUCGACGUCAAUUCUGGUUACGUGGAGACCUCUAUGCCUCUAGGGAGCGCCGAUGGCGAAGUCAAAUAUCGCCCGUCGAUCCAUGCAAUCCGCGGCUGCAUGAAAUACUCGAUCAUUGAGUUAGCGCUGUCACUGUUCACCUUCGCCCUGUUUGUGAACAGCGCAAUCUUGAUUGUCGCGGGUGCUGCUCUCUACGAUCUCCCUGGCGGAGGCAGUGCCGACCUGUUCGGAAUUCAUGACCUGCUCUCUAAGUCGAUCGCACCAGCUGCCGGUUUAGUAUUUGCUCUCGCCCUGCUACUCUCGGGUAUCUCCGCUGGAAUCGUGUGCACAAUUGCUGGUCAAAUGGUUAGUGAGGGGAUGCUGAACUGGACCAUCCGACCAUGGCUUCGAAGACUCAUCACCCGCUCGGUCAGUAUCAUUCCUAGCAUCAUCAUUGCUGGAGCUGUUGGCAAGGAGGGCCUUGACAGGACUCUGACUGCCAGUCAGGUUGCUUUGAGCGUGAUCCUACCGUUUGUCUCGGCGCCACUAAUCUGGUUCACUUGUCUCAAUCGCUAUAUGACCGUUCGGACCGAAGAAGCUUCCGAACGAGACGGAGAAGUCGAUGUAGUGACAGUUCCGAUGCGGAACAACCUAUUCACUUCGGUCGUUGCGGUUCUUGUUUGGAUUGUCAUCGUUGUGAUGAAUGUGGCCCUGCUGGUGCUGGUGGGACUGGGCAAAUCAUCUUAA